AUGUAUCAUUCUUUGUCUGAAACCAGUCAUCCUUUGCAAACAGAGGAACAAGAAAUAGGCAUUGAUCCCUUGCAGAGUUCUUUGAACAAGCCAGAGGAAGGAUCAAAUGAAAAUGGAAGCACGCACCACACCUCAGAUUCCGAUGGAACAUUUAUUUCUUAUAGUAAAGAAUGGGAAGAACUAUUUGUAAACAACAAUUACUUGGCAACUAUACGGCUGAAGGGGAUUAAUGGGCAGCUGAGAAGCAGCAGGUUCCGUAGUGUUUGCUGGAAGUUAUUUCUGGAGGUUUUACCCCAAGACAGAAGUCAAUGGAUUAAAACCACUUCAGACUUAAGAACUUCUUACAAUAAGAUCAAAGAAAUUCACAUUACAAACCCUCGGAAAGCAGGACAACAAGAUCUGAUAAUCAACAACCCACUCUCUCAGGACGAGGGGAGUCUUUGGAAUAAAUUUUUCCAGGAUAAAGAGCUUCGAGCAAUGAUUGAACAAGAUGUGACAAGAACCUUUCCUGAAAUGCAGUAUUUCCAGCAAGAGAAUGUGAGGAAAAUUCUUACAGAUGUUCUAUUCUGCUACGCCAGAGAAAAUGAGCAGUUGCUUUAUAAACAGGGUAUGCAUGAACUUUUAGCUCCCAUUGUCUUUAUCCUGCAUUGUGACCACCAAGCUUUUUCACAUGCCAGUGAGGCUGCACAACCAAGCGAGGAAAUGAAAGUUCUUUUGAAUCCUGAGUAUCUGGAACAUGAUGCCUAUGCAAUGUUCACACGUCUGAUGAAAACUGCAGAACAUUGGUUUUCAACUUUUGAACAUGACAGUCAGAAGGAUAAAGAAGUGAUUAUUACACCUAUGCCGUUUGCAAGGCCGCAGGACUUGGGCCCAUCUAUUGCUAUUGUAGCAAAGGUAAACCAAAUUCAGGAUCAUCUGCUGAAGAAACACGAUAUUGAGCUGUACAUGCAUCUGAACCGACUGGAAAUUGCUCCACAGAUUUAUGGACUACGAUGGGUAAGGCUCCUGUUUGGACGUGAAUUCCCACUUCAGGACCUCCUGGUUGUCUGGGAUGCUCUGUUUGCUGACAGCAUCACCCUGAAUUUAGUUGACUACAUUUUUGUAGCCAUGUUGUUAUAUAUCAGAGAUGCCUUGAUUUCAAGUAAUUAUCAGACCUGUUUGGGACUUCUGUUGCAUUAUCCACCUAUUGGAGAUGUUCACUCCCUUAUCCUAAGAGCACUUUUUCUCCGAGAUCCAAAGAGAAAUCCAAGACCAGUGACUCACCAAUUCCAACAAAAUUUAGAUUAUUACAAAGCACGUGGAGCAGACUUGGUGAACAAGACCCGGGCUAGUGCUAAGGCUGCCCCACUGAACAUUAAUAAAGUCUCCAACAGCCUACUGAAUUUUGGCCGAAAGCUCAUUGCUCCGGCCAUGGCUUCAGGUGGGGCUGCGGGUGCUCCUGCUGGCGGGAGCAGUUUUCCUCCCCCUGCAAUGCCCAUCAGAAGCACAGCAGAAGCCCCCCAGCAUCACCACCACCAGCAGCACCACCACCAGCAGCACCACCACCAGGCCCAGCAGCAGAGGAUGCUGAAGUCCGAAAGCAUGCCAGUUCAGCUGGGCAAAGGCCAAAGCUCAAAAAACAUCAGCUCAUCCCCAAGCAUAGAGAGCUUGUGUGGAGGACGUGAAUUUACAGGAUCUCCACCUCUGUCUGCAUCAAAAAAGGAUUCCUUUUUCAGUACAAUCUCCCGCUCCCGUUCCCAAAGCAAAACUAUGAGCAGAAAAGAAUCGGAGGAGGAAUUGGAGGCCCAGAUUUCAUUUCUACAAGGACAACUAAACGACUUGGAAGCCAUGUGCAAAUAUUGUGCAAAGAUGAUGAACACGCACCUUGGAAAUAUCCAGGAAGUCAUAUUACAAGAACGCCUGGAAAAAGAAGAUGAAAUUCUGGUUUCCUUGGCUGGUUUGAAGCAGAUCAAAGACAUUCUGAAGGGUUCCCUGCGUUUCAACCAGAGCCAGCUGGAAUCUGAAGAAAAUGAGCAAAUCACAAUAGCUGAUGAUCAUUACUGUUCCAACAGUCAGAACAAGGGGACAGAUGAUGUCCUAAAGGGACCUAUUAUGACAAAGCAACAGUUCAUCUCAGGACAACAGACUUUUGGCUCUGCUGAAGAAAAUGGCUGUACUGAUAGCAAGAGUGCUGACGACUACAUUAUGGUUUCCAAAGAAGAGGAAGGCAGUACAUGUGCUGUCCUGGAGCCUGUGCAGUCCCAUCAGGCACACAAGGAGGCAGAGGUGAAGCCAGAAGCUCCGUCUCGUUCUUCUUUGAUAUUCUCUGACCCACUGAUGGGCUCCAUUUCAGCUUCCUCCAGCAACCUGAGCUCCAGCCCUGAUGAUGACAGUAGUAAUAACAGCAAAGAUUCUGACUUUGCUAUUGUCAGCCCACUGGACAUCUAA
Messenger RNA from Chaetura pelagica (chimney swift), 2427 nucleotides. RefSeq names its product TBC1 domain family, member 5 (gene TBC1D5). Gene Ontology annotation, molecular function: GTPase activator activity. Gene Ontology annotation, biological process: activation of GTPase activity. NCBI's taxonomy places the organism in Eukaryota, Metazoa, Chordata, Aves, Apodiformes, Apodidae. The record is from RefSeq and is a predicted model, not a curated record. The transcript is spliced from 21 exons. Bases 1 to 2427 code for a protein of 808 amino acids.